AUGUCAUCAAUUCCACCACCUCCCCCGCCUGGAUGGAGCUCCUCUGCACCUCCAUCCAUGCCUCUGGGCGCGCCACCUGGUGCUCCUCCUCCUCCAGGUUAUCGACCACCGGCGGAUCCACAUGUUGCGAAGUUUGCACAGAAGAAGAAAGAUUGGUUACGAACACAGCGAAAUCGAUUCGGCGAAAAACGAAAGGGUGGUUUUGUAGAAACUCAGAAAGCUGAUAUGCCACCAGAGCAUCUGCGAAAGAUCGUUAAGGAUAUUGGAGAUGUAUCACAAAAGAAAUUCAGCAGUGAUAAACGAAGUUAUCUCGGUGCACUCAAAUUCAUGCCACAUGCCGUGAUGAAAUUGCUGGAGAACAUGCCAAUGCCUUGGGAGUCUGCGAGGGAGGUAAAAGUGCUGUACCACGUCAACGGUUGCCUGACUUUGGUUAAUGAAAUACCAAGAGUUAUCGAACCAGUGUUUCAUGCACAAUGGGCUACGAUGUGGAUUUGUAUGAGAAGAGAAAAGAGUGAUAGACGGCAUUUCAAGAGAAUGAGAUUUCCGCCAUUCGAUGACGAAGAACCACCCCUUUCAUGGUCGGAGAAUAUCGAAGAUGUCGAACCACUGGAGCCAAUUCAACUGGAACUCGAUGAAGGAGAGGAUGCUGCUGUCUUAGAAUGGUUCUACGAAAAUCGACCACUACUUGACACGCCACAUGUCAACGGCCCGAGUUACAAGGAGUGGAACCUUACUUUACCUCAAAUGGCGACUUUAUAUCGAUUGAGUCGACAAUUACUGAGUGAUUUAGUCGACAAGAACUACUUUCACAUGUUCGAAUUGAAGAGCUUUCAGACAGCCAAAGCUUUGAAUGUUGCUAUUCCUGGUGGCCCACGUUUUGAACCUCUGUACAAAGAUGUGGAUCCUAACGAUGAGGAUUUCGGAGAGUUCAAUGCAAUCGAUCGCAUCAUCUUCCGAGCUCCAAUUCGAACAGAGUAUCGUGUAGCAUUUCCUUACUUAUACAAUUCACUACCUCGUAGCGUUAAGCUUUCCUGGUUUUCGCAUCCGCAAGUGGUAUAUGUUCGUGCUGAGGAUCCAAGUUUACCGGCAUUCUAUUUCGAUCCUGUUAUCAACCCAAUCUCUUCCAGAUCUGUUGCCCCUAAAAACAUCACCAUCAGUCACGAAGACGAAAUAUUUGGUGCAGGUAGCAAUGAAGAGCCAGAAGAAGACGCUUUCAGACUACCAGGUGAUGCUGAGCCAUUUCUCGCGGACGAGGAGUUAUACACUAGCGAAACAGCUUCAGCCAUUUCCUUGUGGUGGGCACCUUUCCCGUUCGAUCGAAGAUCCGGUCGCAUGGUUCGGGCACAAGACGUACCUCUCGUCAAGCAGUGGUAUCUUGAGCAUUGCCCUCAAGGUCAGCCAGUAAAGGUUCGAGUUUCAUACCAGAAGCUUUUGAAGACUUAUGUCUUGAACGAGUUGCAUAAGAGGAAGCCAAAAGCACAAAGUAAACAAAGCUUGAUGAAAUCGUUGAAGCAAACGAAGUUCUUCCAGCAAACAACAAUUGAUUGGGUUGAAGCUGGACUUCAAGUCUGCAGGCAGGGUUUCAAUAUGUUGAAUCUUCUCAUUCAUCGCAAGAACCUUACAUACUUACAUCUUGAUUACAAUUUCAAUUUGAAGCCUGUCAAGACACUGACAACAAAGGAGAGAAAGAAGUCUCGAUUCGGAAAUGCGUUCCAUCUGAUGCGUGAGAUUCUGAAAAUGACAAAGUUGAUUGUUGACGCACAAGUUCAGUAUCGUCUUGGCAAUAUCGACGCUUUUCAACUUGCAGAUGGUAUUUUAUACGCUUUCAAUCACGUUGGUCAGCUGACUGGAAUGUACCGUUAUAAGUACAAACUGAUGCAUCAAAUUCGUUCGUGUAAAGAUUUGAAGCAUUUAAUCUAUUAUCGAUUCAACUCUGGACCAGUAGGCAAAGGACCUGGUUGCGGCUUCUGGGCACCUGCUUGGAGAGUUUGGCUCUUUUUCAUGCGUGGUAUAAUUCCAUUACUUGAAAGAUGGCUUGGAAAUCUCCUUUCUAGGCAAUUUGAAGGACGUCACAGUAAAGGUGUUGCAAAGACAGUUACAAAACAACGUGUAGAGUCGCACUUUGAUCUUGAAUUGCGAGCAUCGGUUAUGGCCGAUCUUCUUGAUAUGAUGCCGGAGGGUAUCAAGCAAAACAAGGUUCAGACUGUACUUCAACAUCUUUCAGAGGCAUGGAGAUGCUGGAAGAGUAAUAUUCCUUGGAAGGUUCCGGGUUUACCAGCACCCAUCGAGAAUAUUAUUCUUCGUUAUGUGAAGAGUAAGGCGGAUUGGUGGAUUUCCGUCGCUCACUACAAUCGUGAGCGUAUUCGUCGGGGAGCGACUGUCGAUAAAACAGUUGCAAAGAAGAACCUUGGUCGUCUCACGAGACUUUGGCUCAAGGCCGAACAAGAGAGACAGCACAAUUAUAUGAAGGACGGCCCAUACGUCUCUUCUGAAGAAGCUGUCGCCAUCUAUACAACCACUGUUCAUUGGCUGGAGUCACGAAAAUUCUCACCCAUUCCAUUUCCCAGUGUUUCAUAUAAGCACGACACCAAAAUCCUCAUCCUUGCGUUGGAACGACUUCGUGAAGCAUACUCUGUCAAGGGACGACUAAACCAGAGCCAGCGUGAGGAAUUGGCCUUGAUUGAGCAAGCUUAUGAUAGUCCUGGAACUACUUUAGAGAGAAUCAAGCGCUUCCUACUGACACAGAGAGCUUUCAAGGAAGUCGGAAUUGAUAUGAACGACAAUUACAGCACAAUCAACCCUGUGUAUGAUAUCGAACCCGUGGAGAAGAUCAGUGAUGCCUAUCUAGACCAAUACCUCUGGUAUCAAGCCGAUCAACGCCAUCUUUUCCCUGCCUGGAUCAAGCCUUCCGAUUCCGAAGUCCCACCCUUGUUAACCUAUAAAUGGGCUCAAGGUAUCAACAACCUCGACAAAGUUUGGGAGACUGCAGAUGGAGAAUGCAACGUCAUGAUCGAAACACAACUAUCUAAAGUGUAUGAGAAGAUCGAUCUGACUCUUCUUAAUCGUCUACUUCGACUCAUUAUGGAUCACAAUCUGGCUGAUUACAUAUCAUCUAAAAAUAACGUUCAACUGACCUACAAAGAUAUGAAUCACGUGAACAGUUACGGAAUGAUCAGAGGUCUUCAAUUCUCCGCUUUCGUUUUCCAGUACUAUGGACUUGUUCUCGAUCUCUUAUUACUUGGUCUACAGCGCGCUAGUGAAAUUGCCGGUCCACCAGCAGGCCCUAACGAUUUCCUUCAGUUCCGCGACCGCGAGACGGAAACGAGACAUCCAAUUCGUCUAUACACUAGAUAUAUUGAUCGCAUUUGGGUGUUCUUCCGCUUUUCGGCUGAUGAAUCACGCGAUCUUAUCCAGCGUUUCCUGACAGAGCAACCGGAUCCUAAUUUCGAAAAUGUAAUCGGCUACAAGAACAAGAAAUGUUGGCCAAGAGAUUCUAGAAUGCGUCUUAUGAGACACGAUGUCAACCUCGGACGUGCUGUCUUCUGGGACUUGAAGAAUCGCUUACCAAGAUCUGUUACCACAAUCGAAUGGGAUGAUACCUUUUCAAGUGUAUACAGCCGAGAUAACCCUAACUUACUUUUCUCCAUGUGCGGUUUUGAAGUUCGAAUUCUCCCUAAGAUUCGUAACCAAAACGACGAAUUCCCGGUCAAGGACAGCGUAUGGUCCUUAGUCGACAACACCAGCAAGGAGAGAACGGCACAUGCAUUCUUGCAGGUAACCGAGGAGGAUAUUGCCAAAUUCAACAAUCGCAUUCGUCAAAUUCUGAUGUCCUCAGGUUCGACUACAUUCACGAAGAUCGCUAACAAGUGGAACACUACUUUGAUCGCCCUCUUCACAUACUAUCGUGAAGCAGCUGUAUCCACGGUUAAUUUGCUAGAUACCAUUGUGAAAUGUGAAACCAAGAUUCAGACCAGAGUUAAGAUCGGUCUUAAUUCUAAGAUGCCUUCUCGUUUCCCUCCUGCGGUUUUCUACACCCCUAAGGAACUUGGUGGUCUCGGUAUGAUAUCCGGAUCACAUAUCCUCAUUCCGACAAGCGAUAAAAGAUGGUCCAAGCAAACCGAUGUUGGUGUUACGCAUUAUCGUGCAGGCAUGACUCAUGACGAAGACACUCUCAUUCCUAAUAUUUUCAGAUACAUCAUACCAUGGGAAGCUGAAUUCAUCGACUCCCAACGUGUGUGGACUGAAUAUUCUCAGAAACGUCAGGAGGCAAAUCAACAAAACCGAAGAUUGACACUCGAGGAUCUUGAAGAUAGUUGGGAUCGUGGAUUACCUCGUAUUAACACUCUUUUCCAAAAAGAUAGGAGCACUUUGAGUUUCGACAAAGGAUUCCGCGCGCGUACCGAGUUUAAGACAUACCAACUUAUGAAGAGCAAUCCAUUUUGGUGGACUAGUCAACGCCAUGAUGGUAAAUUGUGGAACCUCAACGCCUAUCGUACCGAUGUUAUUCAAGCGCUUGGUGGUGUCGAAACCAUUCUUGAACACACACUCUUUAAGGCGACAGCAUUUCCAUCCUGGGAGGGCCUAUUCUGGGAAAAAGCGAGUGGUUUUGAAGAGUCUAUGAAGUUUAAGAAGUUGACAAACGCUCAAAGAUCGGGUCUCAACCAGAUCCCCAAUCGUCGAUUUACCCUUUGGUGGUCACCUACAAUCAACAGAGCCAAUGUUUAUGUUGGUUUCCAAGUACAAUUAGAUCUUACUGGUAUUUUCUUGCACGGCAAAAUUCCAACUUUGAAGAUUUCUCUCAUCCAAAUCUUCCGCGCCCAUCUUUGGCAGAAAAUACAUGAGAGUGUAGUAAUGGAUCUGGCACAAGUAUUUGAUCAAGAAUUGGAGCAGCUUGGCAUCGAGACCGUACAAAAGGAGACUAUUCAUCCCAGAAAGUCUUACAAGAUGAACAGCUCCUGUGCUGAUAUUCUGUUGUUUGCAAGCCACAAAUGGAACGUCACUCGCCCAUCCAUUCUCUUUGACACAAAAGACGUAAUUGAAGCUACCACAACGAACAAGUUCUGGGUAGAUGUUCAACUUCGUUACGGAGAUUAUGAUUCUCACGACAUUGAACGAUACGUCCGCGCAAAAUACCUUGAUUAUACAACCGAUAGUAUGAGUAUUUAUCCUUCGGCCACUGGUCUCAUGAUUGGUAUCGAUCUUGCUUACAAUCUCUACUCGGCAUAUGGACAAUACUUCCCCGGUCUCAAGCAAUUGGUACAGCAAGCUAUGGCCAAGAUCAUGAAGGCAAAUCCAGCUCUCUACGUCUUGCGCGAACGUAUCAGGAAGGGUCUUCAAUUGUAUGCGUCCGAAAGUAAUCAAGAGUUUUUGAAUUCUCAAAAUUACUCUGAACUUUUCAGCAACCAAAUCCAACUCUUCAUUGACGACACAAAUGUUUACCGUGUUACUAUCCACAAGACAUUUGAAGGUAACUUGACAACCAAACCAAUCAACGGAGCAAUUUUCAUCUUCAAUCCUCGUACUGGACAACUCUUCUUGAAGAUUAUUCAUACAAGUGUCUGGGCAGGUCAGAAACGUCUGGGACAAUUAGCUAAGUGGAAGACUGCUGAAGAAGUUGCCGCUCUCAUUCGAUCAUUGCCUAUCGAAGAGCAACCGAAACAGCUCAUCGUUACGAGAAAGGGUCUUCUUGAUCCACUUGAAGUACAUUUGCUUGAUUUCCCCAACAUAUCAAUCCGUGCCUCUGAGCUGCAAUUACCCUUUCAGGCUGCCAUGAAGGUCGAGAAACUCGGUGAUAUGAUUCUUCGUGCCACCGAACCUCAGAUGGUUCUCUUCAAUCUCUACGACGAAUGGCUAAAGUCAAUUUCAUCGUACACUGCAUUCUCUCGUUUGAUCCUUAUCUUGCGUGCUUUGCACGUAAAUCAGGAUAAGACAAAGUUACUCCUUCGACCCGACAAGACUGUGAUCACUCAAGAGCAUCAUAUCUGGCCCACAUUAUCGGAUGAAGAUUGGAUCAAGGUUGAAACCCAACUGCGUGAUCUCAUUUUGAAUGAUUACGGCAAGAAGAACAAUGUCAACACUUCCAGUCUUACCAGUAGUGAAGUACGUGAUAUUAUUUUGGGUAUGGAAAUCAGUGCUCCAUCGAUGCAACGCCAGCAAGCGGCCGAAAUUGAAAAGCAACAACAAGAACAACAGCAGCUUACAGCUGUCACGACCAAGACUCAAAACGUUCACGGAGAGGAUAUUAUUGUCACCACUACCUCGCAAUUCGAACAACAAACCUUUGCAUCGAAGACUGAAUGGAGAACUAGAGCGAUCGCAACUUCGAACUUGAGGACACGAUCUAACAACAUCUAUAUCUCUUCGGAUGACGUCAAAGAGGAUGAUCACUACACUUAUAUCAUGCCAAAGAACAUCUUGAAGCGCUUUAUCACAAUUGCGGAUUUGCGAGUUCAAGUGGCUGGGUAUUUGUAUGGUUCAUCUCCCCCAGAUAAUGACCAAGUGAAGGAAAUCCGCUGCAUCGUAAUGGUACCUCAAAUUGGUAGUACACGUGAUGUACAAUUGCCUCAGCAGUUACCACAACAUGAGUAUCUAGACCAAAUGGAACCUCUCGGAAUCAUUCACACCGUUUCUGGUAACGAACCACCAUAUAUGACAGCCAUGGAUGUCACCCAACAUGCACGUCUCAUGAAUGCGCAUAAAUCAUGGGAUAAAAAGACGGUUACCAUGACUGUUUCAUUCACUCCCGGAAGUGUCUCACUAGCAUCAUGGGCGCUCACGCCUCAUGGUUAUAAAUGGGGUGCGGAGAAUAAAGAUCUCGGUAGCGACCAACCGCAAGGCUUCAGCACGAACAUGGGUGAGAAAUGUCAACUUCUGCUUAGUGACAAGAUCCGCGGAUACUUCUUGGUACCCGAGACCAAUUCAUGGAACUAUAGUUUUAUGGGUAGUGCCUUUGGAAGCUUGGAGAAGAAGCCAAUACACGUGAAGAUCGAUACGCCUACGCCUUUCUACAACGACCUACACAGACCUUUGCAUUUCCAGAACUUUGCUGAAUUGGAGGAUAUUUGGGUUGACAAUGAAGACAAGCUUGCUUAG
Molecule: messenger RNA, 7092 nt
Organism: Botrytis fragariae
Lineage: Eukaryota; Fungi; Ascomycota; Leotiomycetes; Helotiales; Sclerotiniaceae
Product: putative pre-mrna processing splicing factor 8 protein
Exons: 4
Coding region: 1-7092 (2363 amino acids)
Biological process (GO): mRNA splicing, via spliceosome; spliceosomal tri-snRNP complex assembly
Cellular component (GO): U5 snRNP; catalytic step 2 spliceosome
Molecular function (GO): U2 snRNA binding; pre-mRNA intronic binding; metallopeptidase activity
Source: RefSeq, a predicted model, not a curated record